AUGCUAACGUUACCGUUGAAUGUUCAAGGCAUAUAUGGAAAUUUUUUUGGAAAUAAGCCACCUGAGGAUAAAAGGGCACUAUUACUUAGUAAAUGUAAAGGAGGAUUUAGAUUCAAUGGUGAUGAAUUUAAAGAAGCCGAUUUCACUGCAUUUGAGGUUGAUCGUAAUGACUAUAAAAUUAAUUUAAAAGAACAUACUUAUACAACCGAAACAGAAUGUAGAAAUGAAUUGGAGAUUUUUUGCAGCACAAAUUUAAUAUUAGAUGGAAAGUUUAAAGCUGGCUUGGCAGAAGUCAUAAUUCCUAAACUAAAAAUUAAACCAACUGAUGCAUUUAUUAGAGAUGUAAGAACCGCAUUAAGUAAGGGUACAAAUGAUGAUAAAUUAAAUGCACUUCGGGAAUUAACAAAAAUAUAUGGUAGCUUUUAUUCACGUCACCUUGUUUUGGGUAAAGCUGAAAUCAAUGAAAUAACUUUUGAGAAUAGUUCAAGUGAAAAUUUAAACGUAAAUGCAACUGAAGUUACAGGCGGAAUUGAAUCUAGUGAUUACGCUAAAUGGGAUAUAAUUGCAUAUGAUGAAAUUCAUUUGAUUUUUGAUCUUUUGGAUAAUGACUACCCCAAAUUACGGAAAGAAAUUUUAGAUAUUUUGGGUCAACGGAUAAUGUCAGCAGGCGUUAGUGACAUCAUUAAACAUGAUUUUGCAACACCAUUUACAUAUCCAUUGGAAACAAAACUAACAAAAAUAGAAGACAUCUACAAAUGCCACAUUUUUGCAUCAAUAAUGAAUGAGAACGACAGAACUGCAUUAUCUUUGCGUGUUGAAUAUGAAGAUGAAUAUACCCCCAUAAUCGUUGUUCAUCUAAUCCAACAUAAAGAUAAAAAGAAUUUUUUAUUAAGACGAAAAAAAUCUACAUUUUCUUUUAGACUUGGUUGGAUUAUUGUUGGCCAACCAAAGAAUUUUGAUUUUGAUUUGACAGAAUCUCCUUAUCCAGUAAUUCUUAGAAGUUAUGAACUCACAAAUUUUAAAAUUGAAAAUGAUCGUAUACGAAUUCCCUUUGAUCAAAUUCCAAAACUUCAUGAACAAAAACUUAAAGAAACUUGUAUAUUAAGCACUUGUGUAUUAAAAAUAGCUUCAAUAAAUGAAAAUUCAGGACAAAUAAUUAUUGGAUCACAUGUUUCAACCUCUAUCCCUGUUAAAUGGCGUCAGAGUAAUCAACAACCAAAUAUGUUUUAUGGAUGUGAGGAUCCGUGUGAUAAGAAUAUUUUCCCCGGAAAUGGAAAAAAUAUUUUAUCCUCCUUUUUGGCGAGCUCCUACGAACAAAGCAAAGUCUAUGAAAAUCAAAUAAUAUUGGUGAACCAACUUAAUGAUUGUUCUACAAAUUGCGAGCAUGGUUCAAUUAAUGUAAAUCUUAAUGAAGUCAUUUUUGGGUCAUUCAAACCAGAAUGCAAGAAGUGCAACAUUGUAAAAAUUGGAUAUAUGAAAGUUAACAGAGUUGUUCGUCCUUCAAAAAAAGUUGAACUAUUGGCUGAUGAAUCGAAUUUGAUAAUAAUUUAA
This is a messenger RNA of Racocetra fulgida, 1551 nucleotides long. The record is from the annotation of a GenBank genome assembly. Lineage: Eukaryota; Fungi; Glomeromycota; Glomeromycetes; Diversisporales; Gigasporaceae.